Messenger RNA from Humulus lupulus (European hop), 1275 nucleotides. RefSeq lists its product as uncharacterized. The record is from RefSeq and is a predicted model, not a curated record. Bases 1 to 1275 code for a protein of 424 amino acids. The transcript has a single exon. Lineage: Eukaryota; Viridiplantae; Streptophyta; Magnoliopsida; Rosales; Cannabaceae.
AUGGAUUCGCCAAAUUCUCCGAAUCCAUACAACAAUAUGAGUCUAGAGGAUAUCAUAAUUGCAGAGUGUACUGACGAUCAUGAUGAUCAAUAUUUCAAAGCGCUCAUGGAUGGGGGUAGCUCAACAAGACAAGGAAGAAAGAGAGCCCACAUUGAUAGGGGUCAUGUAGAAGGACACCAACGUUUGUUCGAUGACUACUUUUCUGAUGAACCGGUGUAUACAGAAUAUCAAUUUCGAAGAAGAUUUAGAAUGCGUAGACAUGUAUUCCUACGCAUAGUGCAAGCUCUAGAAAAUCAUUCGGAGUAUUUCCAUAUGAGGUUUGAUGCAGUCGGUAGAAGGGGGCUUUCACCAUUACAGAAGUGCACCGCUGCUAUGCAAAUGUUGGCAUAUGGAGCGCCUGCCGAUUAUGUUGAUGAGUAUGUUCGAAAAGGUGAAACUACCGCUAUUGAAUGUUUAGUCAAUUUUGUUCGAGGAGUGAAUGAUAUUUUUGGGACCGAAUAUUUAAGACAACCCAAUGAUGGGGACAUUCGUCGCUUACUUCAAAUGGGGGAGGUGCGUGGUUUUUCAGGCGUGUUGGGAAGCAUUGAUUGUAUGCACUGGGAAUGGAAAAAUUUCCCAGUUGCAUGGAAAGGCCAAUUCACACGAGGUGAUCACGACAGACCAACAAUCAUGCUCGAAGCAGUUGCGUCACAAGAUCUUUGGAUAUGGCAUGCAUUUUUUGGUGUUUCAGGAUCCAAUAAUGAUCUCAACGUGUUAAAUCAAUCCCCAAUAUUCACUGAUAUCUUACAAGGGCAAGCUCCAAGAGUUGAGUUUACGAUAAAUGGCACACAAUACAACAAGGGGUACUAUCUAGCAGAUGGUAUCUAUCUAAAGUGGGGUACAUUUGUUAAAACUAUCCCACUGCCUCAAGGAGAGAAAAGAAAAUUAUUUGCCCGAUGCCAAGAAGCGGUACGCAAAGAUGUUGAGCGAACAUUCGGAGUACUUCAAUCUCGUUUUGCUAUUGUACGAGGACCAACACGUUUUUGGCAAAGAGAUGUUCUCAAAGAUAUUAUGUAUGCAUGCAUCAUAUUGCACAACAUUAUUGUCGAGGAUGAAAGAGAUGCAUAUGAGAGUUUGUUUGAUUUUAAUUAUGAUGACGACCCCGCCGACACCCUAAUGAUUGAAGUAUUGCAUGGACCUAUUUCUGACUUCCCGAAAAUGCUUCAAAGAAAUGCUGAAAUUCGUGAUAGAAACAUUCAUCGCAAUCUUCAGGUGGACUUGGUAGAGCACAUAUGA